Messenger RNA from Tachyglossus aculeatus (Australian echidna), 502 nucleotides. RefSeq names its product apolipoprotein C-I-like. Gene Ontology annotation, biological process: negative regulation of cholesterol transport; lipoprotein metabolic process; negative regulation of very-low-density lipoprotein particle clearance. The transcript is spliced from 4 exons. Bases 93 to 374 code for a protein of 93 amino acids. Gene Ontology annotation, cellular component: very-low-density lipoprotein particle; extracellular region; high-density lipoprotein particle. Gene Ontology annotation, molecular function: phospholipase inhibitor activity; fatty acid binding. NCBI's taxonomy places the organism in Eukaryota, Metazoa, Chordata, Mammalia, Monotremata, Tachyglossidae. The record is from RefSeq and is a predicted model, not a curated record.
CCCUCCCCCGCCCCGGCCCUGAUAAAACCAGAGUCCGUGGCGUGGUCCGAACCAGAUCCUUCUCUUUACUCUGUCUCCACUCAGGAUUCGCCAUGAAGCCCAUCCUAUCCCUCGCCGUUCUGGUUGUCGCCCUGUCUGUCCUAUCAGGCCCUGACCCCGUGGUGGCAGAUCAGACGGAAUCAGAUGUCCUUAGCGGCUUUGAGCGUUUCCAGGCGAAGGUGAAGGAUUUGGCUGACACCUUAGGGGAGAAGACCAAGGCCGCCUUUUCUGAACUGCACGACAGCGAUUUUUCCGUCAAGACCAGGAAAUGGUUCGCAGACAACUUCCGCAAGCUGAAGGAAAAGGUGGAGGCCCUCAAGCAAGGCCAGGACUAGGAUCGCUAAACUACCCCUCUCGUGAGGCUCUCCAACUUGUCCCCCCGCCAGGCCCGUCCCCCACUGAACCCUCCAGAUAAAGCCCCUCCUGUGCCAAUCCCUUGUUGCAAUAAACCCUGAGCAGCUCU